Molecule: messenger RNA, 1227 nt
Organism: Papilio xuthus (Asian swallowtail)
Lineage: Eukaryota; Metazoa; Arthropoda; Insecta; Lepidoptera; Papilionidae
Gene: meigo
Product: Solute carrier family 35 member B1 homolog meigo
Exons: 7
Coding region: 213-1175 (320 amino acids)
Biological process (GO): UDP-galactose transmembrane transport
Cellular component (GO): Golgi membrane; endoplasmic reticulum membrane
Molecular function (GO): UDP-glucose transmembrane transporter activity; UDP-galactose transmembrane transporter activity
Source: RefSeq, a predicted model, not a curated record
UGUCGCGUCUCCACUUUAUACAUAAACACGUGUAUGUACUCUGACGGAUAUUUCCUUCUACGGAUACGUGUUGUUAUUGCAUUUGCUCUUGUACUUUUUAAAUUUUCAAAAUAAAAUAACUUUUCCUACGUGUCCAUUGAACUAGUAGUACUGUAGCAUACUAACGUGUCACAUUUAGAGUUUUACUACAGAAAGCCACUUAGGUUUACAAAAUGAUGAAAACAAGAAGUGAAAUUAGAUUCGUUUUUUAUGCUGGUGCUAUAUUUAUAUGUUAUUUUAUUUUUGCUAUGCUACAAGAAAAAAUUACCAGGGGUAAAUAUGGGGAGAAUGAUAAAUUCACUUGCGCUUUGACCCUGGUUUUGAUUCAGUCUUUUGUAAAUUAUUUAUUUGCUCAAAUAUUGAUGGUAUCAUGGACACAUGAAAAAGAUACAACAAGAACUGUUUAUUACUUUUCAUCAGCAUUAACUUACCUCUUAGCGAUGCUUUGUUCAGUUAUGGCUCUGCAGUUCGUAAAUUAUCCAACACAGGUGGUGGGCAAAGCUGCAAAACCUAUACCGGUGAUGAUUCUUGGUGUAUUAUUAGGACGUAAAUCAUACCCACUGAAAAAAUAUCUUUUUGUUCUUUUGAUUGUUAUUGGCGUUGCACUAUUUAUGUAUAAAGAUCAAGCCAAAAAGACUACUGAUGAAUCUCAAGGCAUGGGUAUUGGAGAACUUCUGCUUCUUGUUUCUUUAACCAUGGAUGGGCUGACUGGUGCUGUGCAGGAACGUAUAAAGAGUGAAUCAUCUCCAACUGCAUACUCAAUGAUGCUGAAUACAAAUUGGUGGUCAACUAUUAUUUCCUCGGUCGGUGUCCUAUUGAGUGGAGAAAUAUUCAAAUUUGUAGCAUUUGUGACACAGUAUCCUGAGAUUUUGGUCUAUUUGAUCAGCUUUGCACUGAUGGGUGCUUUGGGGCAACUUUUCAUAUUCUUCAUGGUGGCAGAGUUUGGACCUUUGCCAUGCUCGGUGGUGACCACAACCAGGAAAUUCUUCACCGUUCUGGCUUCCGUGAUUAUAUUUGGCAAUGUAUUGCUUGGCCGUCAAUGGAUUGGUGCUAUUCUUGUUUUCUCUGGACUCUUCCUAGACAUCAUAUACAGCAAGGGAAAAACUCAACCAUCAAAGAGGACCUCAGUUAAGUAAUAACUUCUUCCAAGUUAUUUUUAAAAUAAUUACUAUAUUUAUUCGUAGUAAA